Messenger RNA from Knipowitschia caucasica, 765 nucleotides. The record is from the annotation of a GenBank genome assembly. Lineage: Eukaryota; Metazoa; Chordata; Actinopteri; Gobiiformes; Gobiidae.
AUGGGGAACUGGUCAGAGAGUCUGUGGCGUCUUUGGAUGAGGGAACAGUCUCUGCUGGCUGAAGGAGACCAGCAAUGGCGCCUUCUUAACAGUCACAGGUUUAUUGCCAGGGUUGAAGAGGCGCAGUGGAAUAACUUUGGUGUGAUGAGCAUGGACGAGGACUCUAGCGAUGAGCACUUUGUGUUUCUCAACAAAACCUUUUGUAGGGCUCAGCAUCAUGUCUCCUUGUACAGCUUCAUCAAGGUGCACAGUGCCUUUGACCCAAUACUCCUGUCCGGGCUCCAUCACAAGAGUUCUGGCUAUUCUCACAGCAUGCGAUCUGGACACAGUCUCUGGGUGGAAAUAGGGCACUUCUUCACCGAAAAGCACAAUGCGGUGCUUACCGAAAUCAAGACGGGCUUCAGCCUGCGUGAGAAAUGGGUGACCAAGCAGUACAUCCUUCCCUGCAAUGUCCGCUAUCAGGAAGUCAACUUCGACUUGACGGUUGUGAAUAUUGACUGGAACUUUGGUUUCACCCAGCACCAGAACAUCACCAGCUCUCGCCAGUGUGGACGGGCGAGUUUCCAGCAGUUUUUGAAUAACAUCGGCAUCGCCCAAACCAUUUGUGAAAACUUCAACAGCGAUAGCAUCCUGCUCCCUCUCGGAUCUGUCACCAUAAGCCACAGCCACUUUUCCAUAAAUAUCGUCCCGGAUAACGUGCAACGCCUCACCAGCUUGGCGUAUUCUCUGCCUCAGUUCCACUGCAACCGCUGCCGCAUGAUCUGA